AUGGUGCGCGAUAUCUUGCUCUACAUUCUUUUAAUCGUUUUAUUUUGCCUGAUUUUCAUGGCACAAUUACUUGUUAAUGUCUACGCCUUCCAAAGACAACCGCCCACGACGAAAUCAGAUCGUGCAGACAUUAUUUUUGUAUAGACCUGGUGGAGCUGGAAAACGUGACAUGCAACAGAAGGAAGUGGUGGCGUUGAAGCGACAUGCAGGGCUUAACGCG
This is a messenger RNA of Rhagoletis zephyria (snowberry fruit fly), 220 nucleotides long. RefSeq lists its product as uncharacterized. Lineage: Eukaryota; Metazoa; Arthropoda; Insecta; Diptera; Tephritidae. The record is from RefSeq and is a predicted model, not a curated record.